UUGAGGGUUUUUUUUAAUUAUGAGACACAAAUGCUUCCAUAUAAAUGGGCUUUUUAAUUAAAAAUUCUGACUGUGAUUGUAUAAUAGUGAAACGGUGUGACAUGUCUGCUUUUACUGUUGAGGGCACAAACAGCCUAAUCUAAUCUUUCUAAGGUUUUACUGUUAAUGUUUCUAGAGUUUUGCUUUGUCAUGGUUUACAAAUCUCAACACUCACUGGUAGUUAUUUAUUUGCUGUUCAUAAAAAAAUUUCCUUCCAUUUUUAUUUGACAACCAAAACAAAGAAUUGUGCAUCAUUUGCAAGAAAGUGUUAAAAAAAAACUUUUGUUGCAUUUUUUUAACAAAGAUUAUAAUUACUAACUUAAUGUCAAAAUGUUAUCUAAUCACGUUUUAUUACAAAUUUAGCAUAUUACUUUAACCUUUGUUCAUUCUUCCAUGUUUACAAACCUACAAAUCUGUGGAUUUUUAUGGUACUUAUUAAGACUAGAAAACUGUUUCCUCAGUGAGAGCUGCCACAUGCUCAAGUGUUUCUGCUCAGGUAAUCAUUAAGGGUAAUAAAAAGGGAGGUUAUAUCACCCCAGAGAGAUUUAAAUGACAGUCAGCCUCCCUAAGUUAGGGCCCAGACAGGCAACAUCAAUGAAGCAGGGAGCAGACAUGGAUCCACAGCUCAGCAGGCCCACAUGGAGCAAGCAGAUAGAGUUCACCCUGGCUGGCAUCGGCUGUGCCGUAGGUCUGGGAAACGUUUGGAGAUUCCCUUACCUCUGCUACAGGAGCGGAGGAGGUGCCUUUCUGGUGCCGUACCUGCUCAUGCUGGUGGUGCUGGGGAUCCCUCUGCUCUACAUGGAGCUGACUGUGGGGCAGUACACAAGGAGAGGGCCUGUGCACGCUCUGGCAACCGUUUGCCCUCUGUUCAAAGGAGUGGGCAUAGCAUCCGUGGCCAUCGCCUUCAUCAUGUGCACCUACUAUAACGUCAUCAUCACCUGGGCCCUUUUUUAUCUUUUCCACUCCUUCCAGUCUCCACUGCCGUGGCAGAGCUGCAACAACACCUGGAACACACCGAACUGCUCCGAUCAUGCCACCAACAGCAGCUACACCUCCACAGCGAGCCAGGAGUUCUUCCAAUAUGAGAUGCUUGAGCAAACAAGUGGAGUAGAAGAAACUGGAACACUUCGCUGGCAGCUUUUCCUCAUCCUCCUCCUGGCCUGGAUUCUAAUUUAUUUUUGCAUCUUCAAGGGGGUGAAAUCAACAGGCAAGGUGGUCUACUUCACUGCCCUGUUCCCGUAUGUCAUCCUGAUCGCCCUGCUUAUCAAUAAUGUGCAGCUUCCCGGGGCAUUAGAUGGGAUCAACUUCUUUAUUCUUCCAGAGUGGGACAAGCUGCUCUCUGUGGAUGUGUGGGUGAACGCAGCGGCUCAAAUCUUCAACUCCAUCGGCAUCGGCUUUGGCUCCCUCAUGGCCAUGUCCAGCUAUAACAACUUUAACAACAACGUUUUGAAGGACACACUCACCAUAGCCAUCAUCAAUUCCCUCACCAGCAUCCUGGCGGGGUUUGUCAUUUUCUCUGCCUUUGGAUAUAUGUCUCACCUGCAGGGCAUUCCUGUCAACCAACUGGCUGUGGACGGUCCAGGAUUGGUUUUCGUUGUUUACCCACAAGCCUUUGCCAACAUGCCAGCGCCACAAGUCUGGGCUGUGUUGUUCUUCUUCAUGCUGCUUUGCCUCGGACUUGACAGCGAGUUUGCGAUGGCUGAGGUGAUGGUUACCAGUCUCAUGGAUGAAUACUUCAAACAAGUGAUUGGCAUUUUCAAGCGGAAGGAACUCUUUGUUUUAGCAAUUUGUGCCAUAGCCUUCCUUCUGGGCAUACCCUGUGUCAUGCAGGUAGGAAUCUACGUCUUCCAGCUGAUGGACCAUUACACUGCCAUUGUGUCCAUCAUGUUCCUUGCAUUAUUUGAGAUUAUUGCCAUCUGUUGGCUCUACGGCGUGAAGCGUCUGUCGGCUAACCUCGUUGAGAUGACUGGAAAAGGAGCAAACAUUUUCUUCAGGGUGUGCUGGCUGAUUGUUGCUCCCGUGCUCGUUGCUGUCAUCUUGAUAUUCUCCAUCAUACAGUUUAAACCAGCUCGCUACGAGGACUACGUCUUCCCUCCAUGGGCUCAAGGGGUCGGCUGGGUGAUCGCUCUGGGCUCCAUUAUCUGGAUCCCUUUGGGUAUCAUUCACACGUUGUGGGUGCUCCCUGGCUCCCCCAUGCAGAAACUAAAGCUGUCCAUCACUCCAUACGCCCUGGAUGAGCAAUCCAAAAUGCCAUAUUAUGAGAGGGGGGGGACACAGGUCGUGGAAACCAUAAGUUCAAGCAUGAGGUCAACUGAGAAACCCACUGAGACAAACUUCUGACACUUCACUGUCAAAAUGUCCUUGGUUUAAUCACAACUGUCAAUCAAACAGACCAAAAAUUCAACACAAAUCUAACAAAAGUUUGUUACAAAAAACAUUGAUGAUGAUACAAAGAUAUUACUGUAUAUUUGCAAUACUCAGGAUUUAAAAGGGGGAACCUUCAGGAGUCAGAUCUAGUGAAUUGUGCUGUUUAUGUUUGUAUUUACCAAACUGGCCUAUUUCUCUGGUAGCUUAAAGUAAUCAGAGUAUGCUAUCCUACAAAUGUAUUGAUACUUUAUUUUAAACUAAAGAAUCAAUAUGCAACCACCUAGAGUUUGCAGAGCCACUUACAUUUGGUACCAUCUGUCGUUAUUUCCUAUCAUAGGAAGUGAAGAAAUGUUUGUAUGUCAAUAACCACUGACGGUAAUGUAAUUUAACGGCGAUAACCUCAGAAUUUUCUGCCUGAAUCAAGUUAGGCUCAAUAGCGCCAGCAGAUCUGGGCCUAAAUAACUCAAGUGGUUUAAACAGAAUUCCUUUUGCUUUUGAUUCCUUGGAGGUUCUAAAAACGUUUUGAAAAAAGGAUCACAGCACGAUCCAGCAUUACCAAUCUUGAUACAUAGGUGCAGGAUUAAGCAUUUAGCAAGCUGAAACUGUUGCAUAGUGAUUGACCUAGAAGUGGCGCUGCAGUAUUCUUUUGUUUUUUCUCAACAUUCUUACAAACUGUGUCUAAAACCACAGCCAUAGUAGAUAUGUGAAGUACCGUCUAACAUUGCAAAACCAGUCCUCUUGUGCCAUUAUGUGGUUACAUAUAUAACAUUUUUAAAGUUUUACAUAUGAGUUGUAUCUUUUGUUUAUCGUGUCUUAGAAAUAAAGUCUUUAUGAUUAACUAUUUAUUGAGAUCACGUCAAACGUUUGAUUUGUCAUUUUUUUGUAAAACAGACUUUUGGAUCCCUAUUAAACACACUUUUACCAAUCUUCCCU
This is a messenger RNA of Oryzias latipes (Japanese medaka), 3339 nucleotides long. Its product is annotated as sodium- and chloride-dependent GABA transporter ine. Gene Ontology annotation, cellular component: plasma membrane. Gene Ontology annotation, molecular function: amino acid:sodium symporter activity. The record is from RefSeq and is a predicted model, not a curated record. Gene Ontology annotation, biological process: nitrogen compound transport; sodium ion transmembrane transport; amino acid import across plasma membrane. NCBI's taxonomy places the organism in Eukaryota, Metazoa, Chordata, Actinopteri, Beloniformes, Adrianichthyidae.